Messenger RNA from Aureobasidium pullulans EXF-150, 1116 nucleotides. RefSeq lists its product as uncharacterized. Gene Ontology annotation, biological process: lipid metabolic process. Bases 1 to 1116 code for a protein of 371 amino acids. The record is from RefSeq and is a predicted model, not a curated record. The transcript is spliced from 2 exons. Gene Ontology annotation, molecular function: phosphoric diester hydrolase activity. NCBI's taxonomy places the organism in Eukaryota, Fungi, Ascomycota, Dothideomycetes, Dothideales, Saccotheciaceae.
AUGUCUGGUCUAUAUGGGAGGAUCCAACAGCCAUGGCGAAGAUCUUCUAUCACAUUUGACUUGUCCAGACUUGUCCUCUGUGUGGCCGUCAUCACUAGCAUUCUGUGUAUCGGCGGAAUCGUCUGGAUCAGAAGACUCACAGGUGGACUGCAACGAGUACCCAACGAUCCGUUCGACAACACUUUCGCAAGUUAUCUCCAAGGGCGCACGUCUCACUCAAUAUGGCAUGAGGAUUAUCAGUCGUUCAUCCACAACGCCAUUCCAGUGCCGAUUCAUUCUCAUAACGACUAUUCGCACCGUAUGCCCUUGUUUGAAGCUCUGGGCUCUGGUUGUGUCAGUGUCGAAGCUGAUGUGCAUCUCUAUCGAUCGGAGCUUUACGUCGGGCACAAGACUGCAAGACGGCGCGAAGCUUCCACCUUACGUGCCAUGUAUCUCGAGCCUCUAAAGCGCAUGAUUGACGCUCAGAAUACGGACAUCACAGAUGGUGACUGGAAAGGCAUAUUCAACCACGCACCUAAACAAACAAUAAUCCUUCUCAUCGACCACAAAACGUCCGGUCCCGAAACUCUGGCCGAACUGCAAGCUCAAUUGCAACCUCUGCGCGAUCUCAACUACCUGACCUACUGGAACGGGACACAUAGAGUGAUGGGUCCCCUCACCAUCGUAGCCACAGGCAAUGCCCCCUUCUCUUCUAUUCUAGCACUCAACUCUACCCACCGCGAUAUCUUCUUCGACACACCUUUAGCCCAUCUCCCUUCCAUCCAUGACGACUACAGCACCUCUACACCUUCAUACACCUACAACAUCUCAAACUCAUACCUAGCUUCCACACCCUGGCAUCUUCUACGCACACAUCCCUACCCCAUCUACGACAACCAACUUCCCCAGCCCUUGACAGCUUCGGACACAGAUAUUUUCGCAAGCCAAUUGGAUCAAGCAAAGCCUAGGGGAUUGGUGACGAGAUAUUGGGAUGUCCCGAGGAAGCCGGAGAAUAUUAGGGAGAUUGCUUGGAGGGAGUUGGUGGGAAGGGGUGUGGGGUUGUUGAAUAUGGAUGAUAUGGGUGUUGUUAGGGCGAGAGCUAGGGGGUGGGGAAGGGUUGUUGUGGAUCAGAAUUAG